GGGCGUGGCCGGUGACGCCCUGCUCGUUCAACAGCCAAUCACAACAAGAACAAUUAACUUUUUUUUCUAGUCUGUCUAGCGCUGUCUAGGCUGACAACUUCCAGUUCCUACUUUCUCUGUGCACGCCUGUAACAGAGUCAUCCUUUCGUCUUUUUAACGAAACAGCGAGGAUGGAGGACUUUACAGGAAUAAGCUCCACAACGCCGUCAGUGGAUGAGCUUCGUGAGUCAGGCCCCGAGUACGGAACCGAGGAGACGACUUCUAAACUUCUCGACGACGCAGCAGAUUUCCUUAUAGACACAAGAGAGGCUGUGCCAAAGCAGUUAGACGAGGAGAUUUUGGAUCUGGCUGGCGGGGCACAAGAUGCUAUUGAGAGGCACAGGUCCACGUUACCGCGGUUCGACGAGCCGAGUGUAGAGUCGUUUUCGGACCCAAUUCAAGAACCAGAACCAGAGCCAGAGUCUUCUGUUCCAGAACCAGAGCCCGAAGCAGCUGUGGACGACCUGGUUAGUGGUUUUGGUGAUGUCAGCGGUAAAUCUUCAAAAGUGGAAGAUGCCCCUCAAAAAGAAGAAAGGACUGCCACCGUGACUCCGAAGUCUAGAGCGAAAUCAGGCCCCUUGGUGGACCUCGUGUACUGGCGUGACACCCAGAGGUCGGGGGUGGUGUUUGGGGCGAGUCUGUUCCUGCUGCUGUCGUUGUCGGUGUGCAGCAUCGUCAGCGUGUGCGCCUACAUAGCCCUGGCCCUGCUCUCCGUCACCAUCUCCUUCCGCAUCUACAAGGGCAUCCUGCAGGCUGUGCAGAAGUCUGAGGAGGGACAUCCCUUCAAGCUGUACCUGGAGCAGGAUGUGGGCGUGCCCGCCGACCUGGUGCACAAGUACAGCGAGGUGGGUCUGCGUCACGUCAACACCGGCAUCAAGGAGCUGCGCCGCCUCUUCCUGGUGGAGGACCUGGUGGACUCUAUCAAGUUUGGUGCCCUGUUGUGGAUUCUCACCUACAUUGGUGCCUUUUUCAACGGCCUCACCCUGCUCAUCAUGGUGCUGGUUGGAGUGUUCGGCUGGCCAUUGACUUACGAGAAACACCAAACUCAGAUUGAUCAUUACUAUGGGAUGGUGAGCGGUCAAGUCAAGGACAUUGUCGGGAAGAUCCAGGCCAAAGUCCCUGGGCUGAAACCUAAAGCAGAAUGAGAAGACUGCGCUUGAGCUGGUGUGUGUGUGUGUGUGUGUGUGUGUUUGUGUCCACGUAUGUCCAUGUUCAUGUUUAAGGAAGUGUGUGUGUGUGUGUGUGUUUUGAGGGAGGGAUGAGAGAUUGGAACCUAAAGGAAGUUGUAUGAUUGAAGAGAGGAGAGGGAGGAGAACAAGGCCUUCGACAUUGUAAUGUAAACUUGUCCUUUCUUUGUUUUGAAGAGGUUUUUUUUUUUUUUUCCCUGCAGUCCUGCCAUCAGCUGAGUAACCCUCUUUAAUUUGAUGGCAACAGUUCCUGUCAUUACCAGCUCAAUGUUGUACGCCCCCGUAACUUAAAAUAAAUAAAGAAAGAAAUAAGCCUUAUUAUUCACAUUUUUGUAACCUCAAUAAGGAAAGUCUCACAACCACACUUUGUCACGAGGGAAAUGUUUAUUUGAGAUGAAUGUUUUAAUGUGUUCUUUUUUUGUUCAUUUUUCUGGUUUUCUUUUAGGAUUUUUUUUGGUUUGUUUUUGCCUGAUGUAUGCUAUCCCAGUGCAUAGUUUUCUGUUUCACAAAAGCGGUGGCAAUCUAAUUUUUUUGUCAUUCUUAAAGGGACUAAAACAUCCAAGGGUACUGUAGCAACUACUGUCACCUGUCAAGGUUUUUCUUUUCUUUCUUUUGCUUGUCAUUUUUAGGGGUGGUGGGAUGUAAACGACAUGUAGUGUGUUUUUCCUGGUAUUUGCCAUUUUACUAGUCACCCAAUACAAAAGCAAUGCUUCUAGUUUCAGCAUGUGCACUUGAGCAGUCAGUCACUCCUGUUCUCACACCAUUAAUUAAGAACCAUUCUAAAGUUUUUGUUUUUUGUUUGCGUGGAUGAAUUGCAAGAAGUGAAGCUUUUUAUUGCCUCCUCUCACCCUGUUACAGCUAACUAGAAUUUGAGGAGGAAAUGACAAAAAACAAAAAAGGAAAAAAAAAGUUUACAAAAGCUUGAAGGCAUCGCUUUUGUUUGUUUUGUUUUCUUUCUUUUUUUAUUUCAUAGUCCUGUCAUUUUAGGCUGCAGAUUUUUUCUCUUUGCUCAUCCCUGCUUUCUCAGUGCUGUCAGUCAUCAGUCAUGUGACCUUUUGUGGGCGGGAACUCACUUCCCAGCUGUGGAGGGAGAGGGGAGGGAGGGGAGGGAGGGGGGGGGGCUCAACCUGUGAAGUGCUUUUGUGAAAGUGUAAACAAGAACCAAUAAAAAGCGCCUAGGCACACCCCA
This is a messenger RNA of Clupea harengus (Atlantic herring), 2415 nucleotides long. RefSeq names its product reticulon 4a (gene rtn4a). The record is from RefSeq and is a predicted model, not a curated record. NCBI's taxonomy places the organism in Eukaryota, Metazoa, Chordata, Actinopteri, Clupeiformes, Clupeidae. Gene Ontology annotation, cellular component: endoplasmic reticulum membrane; neuron projection; postsynaptic density. Gene Ontology annotation, biological process: brain development; endoplasmic reticulum tubular network formation; neuron differentiation.